Molecule: messenger RNA, 3903 nt
Organism: Mobula hypostoma (lesser devil ray)
Lineage: Eukaryota; Metazoa; Chordata; Chondrichthyes; Myliobatiformes; Myliobatidae
Gene: pacc1
Product: proton activated chloride channel 1
Exons: 10
Coding region: 302-1357 (351 amino acids)
Source: RefSeq, a predicted model, not a curated record
UGCUGAGUUCCUCCAGCAUUUUGUGUGUGUUGCUUGGAUUUCCAGCAUCUGCAGAUUUUCUCUUGUGCCCUGUUGGGGGAGGCAGUGAGCACUAGCAACACAGCCAGACCGAGUGGCUGGGAGAGUGGAGAGGGCAGUGGUGUGUGUCCCGGCGCUGCCUGCUCUUCUUCUCCGGCAUCAUUCGAUCGUCCGCUCUGCAUUCGCCGCCGCUUUGCUGGCCAGUUCCGGAUCAUGUUUAGUUUAGCUCAGCUUCGCAGUGCAUGGCCGGUCUGCUGACCUAGCUGUCCUGGGGACUUCGGCAAUGAUGAGAAGAGAAAUCACCGGCUCUUAUGAAGAGCUUUCAAAUGUUGAAGCAGAGGAAGGACGCCGUAGUUCCGAUCUCAGCGAUGAGAAUAAUGCAGAAGAAGAGGAUAUUAACAGCCCAGUGUUACAAGACAAUGAUAUUGGCUCAACAGGUCUUCCCUUUAUCUUCGGUAAAGCCUGCCUGAAGAACACGUUUUCAGUAAUUCUUAUAUUUAUCUAUCUGCUCUUGAUGUCGGUGGCAGUGUUCCUGGCAUAUCAGACAAUCAGUGACUACAGAGAAAAGCUGAAACAUCCCGUCAUGUCCGUCUCUUUUCAGGAAGUUCAGAGAUAUGAUGCUCCUGGCAUAGCUUUUUAUCUUGGUGAGGCUGAGCUCCUGAGUUGCAAGCAUCAUUUUCAUGACAGUGUUCAGUUUGUGGUGAAUCCAGGCCAACCAGGGGAAGUAGAUUGCAUCAAGGAACAUGUCAGUUACUUGGACCCUUACAGAAACCAAACACUGAAAUCAGCCCUGGUUAUCCGUGGACCCCAAGAUGUGAGAAAGAAGGAGCUGGUGUUCUUGCAAUUCCAUCUCAAUGAAACAGAAGAGUAUUUCAGUGCAAUUGGUUAUCUCUUAUUCGCUUCAUUUGAUGAGUUUCGGGAGAGUCCUGACAAAGCACAGUUCAUGCAGGACUGUGAACGUUCUUACUCCAUCUGGACUUUUUCCGGUGGUUUCCGAACAUGGGUCAAGAUGUCUCUGGUAAAAACGACAGAGGAAGAUCGAAGUGAAACAGUGGAAUUCAGACAAGAGUCCACUCUUGUGAGAUAUAACAACCGUCAGCAUGGUUCUGAACAGAAUGGCCAGCGGUUCUUCAUUGUUUUUGAAUGGAAGGAUCCGUUCAUUCAGGAAGUCCAAGAUAUAGUCACAGCUAAUCAAUGGAAUACAAUUGCCAUUCUGUGUGGUGUUUUCUUGGCUUUAUUCAAGGCAGCAGAGUUUGCAAAACUUAGUAUUAAAUGGAUGAUUAAAAUUAAAAAGAGACAGCAAAAACGCAAGGCCCAGGAACUGAACCAGAUAAGUUGAACAAAGGCUGCAAUUUGAGCCCUUUGAAGCUCUUGUAAAACAUUCCAAUAGCUUGCCCAAGUAUUUUCUCCACCUGCAAGCUAACUUGCAAGAUAAGGAAUUAAUUGCGACGGAGACAGAGUACUGGACAGCUUCCGGUCAAGAUGGAACCAGUGAAUGACGCUUCUUUGGGCAACAUCUUCCAGAUAGUCCACAAAACUGUUUAUUUUACUUUUUCUAUGUCUUAUUUUAAAUGUUUUUCUAGUACUGUUAGAGCCUGCGAUUUACAAUUUGAAGAUUGAUUGAGGGAUCUAGCACUUUUCUGCCUCCGAGAAAAUUCCAGGAGCAGAGUGGCCUUGAGGCGAAAAAGCUGAGAUGGGGCUUGUGCCCAUGUUCGAAUCCAUUUCUUGCCAGUUAAAGUGCCAAGGAAGAUUGAAACAUGAAGGUGGUAGUGAGCGAGUUUUCCACACCAACUAUCUGCCUCUCCCUCGCUCCUGCUGGAGAAAGCAUCUAUGUAUGAUGGGCUCCCAUUUGCUGCUGCCAGAGGUGGUGUCUAUGAACGCCUCUGCAAUCAAAUGCUCUCUCCCUCCCUCAAUGCUGUUGGAGGAUGUUACCGAAGUUCUGAAAUUUAUGGAUUGGACCUUGGUUUUUACAUUGUGUUUUUAUCUGUUCUUUCUUGUUGCGUUUGCAUGAUUUGUUAGUUUUUUAAUGGUUUUUUGUGUGUAAAGGGGUUGAUGUUUUCUUUGAAUGGCUUCAAUGGUUUUCUUUGUUUCAUGGCUGUCUGGAGGAGAAGAAUCUCAGAGUUGUAUACCACAUACAUACCUUGAUAAUACUGUAUCUUUGAUCCUUUGGAAUAGCAAGAUGCAUUUGUAUAGCAUCAAUUUUUGUAGUAUUACUGUUUAAACAGUAUUUUGCAUUCUCAUUGUAUCUUCCAAAGUGAAUUAUUCAGUUUCCCACAUGAUGCUCCAGCAACUUUCAGUCCACUCAUUCAUGUUACUAAUUGAUACCCUCUUGCAGGCAUUUUAUCUCCUUCUCUCAAAUUGCUAGCUGUUGUAUCAUCAGCAAAUUCAGCGGCAAUGCACUUGAUCUCUUCAUUUAAGUUAUCAAUAAAGGUAUAUAUGGAGAUUCAAGAGACUAAAAAGUAUAAAUUGUUGAAUCCUUGGAAUCCUACUAGUUGUCAACUACCAAUCCAAAAAAUGACCCCCACUCUGUUUUCAUGCACUCUUAACUAUUAAAUGUUUUCUGUAAAUCCAAAGAAGAAACUACUAUUUUCAACUUUUUUCUUUUAAGAAUUUCAUAUGGUUCAUCAUGGUGCCAAUCUUCUAUAACUGACAUUAAGCCAAGAUCCCACAUUCUCUCACUCUCAACUACACAAACAUCUUCAUGGCACUAUUUUGAAGAGCAGAGAACUUAAUGCCAGCAUCCUGAUGAUAGCAUGUCUAACAAUCAACUUAACUAAAAACCAGAUUAAUUAACCUUGCAGUUUGAGGGAUUUUUUUGGUGCAAAAACAAGCUGCUGUCUUCUACAAUUAUGAAUGCACUUUGAAAGUAAUUCAUCAAGGUUUGGGAUUUCCAAGUAAAUUCAGAUUCUUUUUCCUUUAGAUUUUGUAAUUGUAUUUCAGUGUUACAAAAGCUGAUAUUUAAUAUAUUACAGGGAACAAUUGAUUACAAAAGAGUUGUGUUCCUGUCUGUAUCACAAUUUUCUGUUAAGCAAAAUCCUAUUUCCCAUGUUAUAUAUGAAGAUGCAUUCCUACAUAUGUUUUUUUCUCAACAGUAAUAUUACUACUGCUGCUGACUUGUGGUUUAUCAUGUCAGCUUCUGAAAUAAAUAGCUAAAAUGGCCAGCAGUAGUGCUUGAACAUGCAAGUAACUGUAAAUGUUGCAAUGCCCACAGAUUUACCUAUUGCAAAGUUUUCCUCCAGCAUCAAACCUUUGUAAAAAAUCAUUUUUUUACAUCCACUGCAAUUCUUUUACAUGGUUAUUCAGGUUUAUAGCUUGCACUUAACCUUGUUGGCCCUGUUUCAGACAUUGUGAAUGUAAAUAAAAUAGAAAAUGCCAGAGAAAUAAACUGUUCAACAGCGAGUCUGGAUGAAGGGUCUCGACCUGAAACAUUGACUGUCCAUUUCCCUUCAUAGGUGCUGCCUAAUCUACUGAAUGCCCUUUAUGUGUUGCUCUAGACUCCAGCAUCCUCAGUUCUCAGGGAUUAGCAAGAUGUAUAUAUCAUGCUAAAAAAAAUCUUGCUAGAUUAUCUGCAUUUCCAUAAUUGAAAGAUGAAAAUCCUGAAAAUAAAGAGAAAAUUUGGUUUCUUCAGCAUUUUGUGUUUAGUAUUUUCUCUAAAUGAACACCAUAAGACCAAAUUGUGCAUCUUGGAUUUCUUUGUAUUGAUUUGCAAAUUCUAUAAUGGUGAAUUUCCAUAAUCUGAAUGGCAGUAAAGUAAGUAUAUUUAGUUUUCCCGAUAUUUUACUCGAACUCUAUCUUUUCAGCAUAAAAAGCCUAUAAAGAUCUAUCAUACCUGCCAUGGUUUCUUGGUCACAAAAUGCAGAGAAAAACAGCUUUUUUCAUCAGAAG